This is a messenger RNA of Rotaria sp. Silwood2, 594 nucleotides long. NCBI's taxonomy places the organism in Eukaryota, Metazoa, Rotifera, Eurotatoria, Philodinida, Philodinidae. The record is from the annotation of a GenBank genome assembly.
AUGGGUAAUCAACAACAACAUCAAGUAGAAGAAGAUUUAUCAUUAAAUGAUUAUCGUUAUUUAAUGAAACAAACAAAUUUAACACCACAUGUUAUUCAAGGUUGGUAUCGAGAAUUUUUAGUUGUAUGUCCAAAUGGUCAAUUAAAUAAAAAUCAAUUUAUGAAAUUUUAUAAAGAAUUAGAAAAUUCCAAGACAAAAAAUGUUGAAUCUAUUGCUGAAAAUGUUUUUCAAGCAUUUGAUUGUAAUGGAAAUCAUCGAAUUGAUUUUAAAGAAUUUCUCAUUGCUUAUGCAUUAACAUCAAUUGGUGAACCAUCAGAUAAAUUACAAUAUACAUUUUCAUUAUUUGAUAAAGAUCAUUCACAAACAAUUGAACCAAAUGAAAUGAUUGAAUUAUUAAAAAAACUUUUUACAAUAACAGGAAAUAAAAUGAAAAUAUAUUCACCAGAAUCUGUUGCAUAUGAUAUAUUUCAUGCACUUGAUCUUGAUCAAAAUCAUUCAUUAUCAAAAGAAGAAUUUAUUAAUGGUUGUCUUCAUAAUGAAGCCAUUCGAUAUUUACUUUCACCAUUUGAAAAAGAUUAUCCGCCAAAGAAUUAA